Molecule: messenger RNA, 141 nt
Organism: Paramecium octaurelia
Lineage: Eukaryota; Ciliophora; Oligohymenophorea; Peniculida; Parameciidae
Source: the annotation of a GenBank genome assembly
AUGACAAUUGACAAUUGGGCAACAAGGUAAUAUUAAUUAGAUAAAAGUAGUAAUUUGGCAGAGAUAUGUGUUGGGUUUUAUAGAAAAUCUUUGAUAAUUCACUUCUUAAUUAUUUGGAAAUGGAAUAUAGAUUUAGGGUGA